CUACCAAACAGACGAUGGAGGAGAGAUCAACGUCCCCAACGCCUGAAGAGCGGGCCAAGCUCGACAAGGAAGCCAAGGCGAAGGAGAUUGCUGAGCAGAGUACUCUACCAUACCAAUGGAGUCAACAAAUCGGUGAUGUGGACGUCACUGCACCAAUUCCAAGCAACCUCAAGGGCAAGGACUUGGAUGUGAAGAUCACCAAGAACAGCAUCAAGGCUGGCAUCAAAGGCCAAGAUGUGAUCAUUGAGGGCACAUUCCCCCAUCCUAUCGACGUAGACGAAUCAGCCUGGACGCUCGAAACCACUGCUUCCGGCAAAGAAAUUAACAUCCAUCUCGAAAAGGCCAACAAGAUGGAGUGGUGGGCACACGUCGUCACCUCCGCCCCCAAAAUCGACACGUCGAAGAUCACGCCGGAGAACAGCAAGUUGAGCGACCUGGAUGGCGAGACGAGGAGCAUGGUGGAGAAGAUGAUGUGGGAUCAGCGGCAGAAGGAGCUGGGCCAGCCGACGAGCGAUGAGCAGAAGAAGGCGGAUAUGCUGAAGAAGUUCCAGGAACAGCAUCCCGAGAUGGACUUUUCCAAGGCGAAGAUUGGAUGAGGGGGUUGAUGCGGAGGGAGGAGCACUCAUCAUAUUGCCAGGGGCACGAGUAAUUCCAUGGCAUUCGUAUUCGCGGCUUCCUCGAUCGGCGGUAUCAGCAAUUCAGAUAUGAUAUCUGUGGCCGGGCGGCAGUGUGCCUUGAGAGCAGCCGCACAAACGAAGUAUGCUCUCGACAUGUGAAUGACGAUCACGAGGCCGUUGCUAGGCCACUACCCGCAGUUACUCUACAGGCGUGUGACGCCCACGCUGAAAGUCACGUCACGUCGUUUGUUUGUAAGGCAUAAAAGUUCACUUGCUCCCGCUUGUUUCUCCUUUCCGUCCACCA
Molecule: messenger RNA, 921 nt
Organism: Neohortaea acidophila
Lineage: Eukaryota; Fungi; Ascomycota; Dothideomycetes; Mycosphaerellales; Teratosphaeriaceae
Product: HSP20-like chaperone
Exons: 2
Coding region: 15-596 (193 amino acids)
Biological process (GO): protein folding
Cellular component (GO): cytoplasm
Source: RefSeq, a predicted model, not a curated record